UUUUUUAAAGUACAGCCAAGGGAAACGGUGGCAGAUAAAGGGGAUAAAAAGCGCGCUGUGGCUCCUUUUCCUGCAGCAGUUCGAGUUGGGGGAACAGUGCAUUCUUUUGGGUUCGGGAAACACUAGCUAAAACCCGUCCCAGUUAGCGAAAACAUCACCCAGGGGCUGCGCCCAAAAUUAUCUACCCGAAAAGGAAAAAUUCCCCUUAACAAGGGCAUCUGCCUCGCUCUCCAGCCGCCAGCAUGAUGAAGGACUGUCUGCAGUUUCUUAUCGAGCCGGCCAAAAAGCUCAAGAUCCAACUCAAGGAGUCUCGUAAGCGAGUGAAACUCGAGAAGAAGGAGCCGCUGUUGGAGAGUCAGUUAUUUAUCAUGGAAUUGGCCCGAGAGCUCAACAAAAUAUGCCAGAGGUCAAACAUCCUCGGCCACAUCUGGACCAGUGAGGACACUUGGCCGGCCAGUGUGUGUCGGGAUUUUAUUGUGGAAUGGGCUGCUGUGUUGGAGACCAGAGUACAGCCGAGGUACAUCCUGUCUGAAUACCAGCGGGAGAAACCAGAGAAGAAAGACUGGAAGGGACACCUCCUCUGCAUGCUGGAAGCAGGGGGGGAGUGCGACAUGGGACCCCACAAAAGAGUCAUCAUGGACUGGACCUGGGAGAUAAAAAGCAGACCUCAGCCCACCGUCUGGCCAGGUGAGCCCGUGCUCAUGAUGCUAGAUGACCUGGAGUUCCAGUGGAAGAGGGGCCGUCUCCCCAACCUGCUCCCAGCCAUGGAGCUCGUCAUGCUGGCUGUGAUGAACGCGGACAGCCUGGUCAAGGAGGACGUGACUAAACAGUGGCUGGUGAGAAAGCAGAGGAGCCAGAAUAUUGACGCUGUCCGCUACAUCCCCCACAGCGUGUGGAAUUGGAUUUGCGAUGCUGCAGAGGAAGUCACUCUGGACUCAGACUCAGCCCACCCAGACCUGCUCAUCUCCAGCGAUCAUAAGCGCAUGCGGUGCGGCCUGAAGCGUCGGGAAGUCCCGCGGUGCCAGCGGCGCUUCGACGGCUGGUGGUGCGCCGUGGCCCAGGAGGGCUACACCUCCGGACGCCACUACUGGGAGGUGGAGGUUGGGGAGCAGGACUGGCGGCUAGGUGUGGCCAAGGCAUCUGGGGCGAGGCAGGGCUUCCGCUCGCUCACCACAGCUAGAGGCUACCUGACCCUCCGUCUGGAAAGGGGCACAGAUCUGAAAGCCCUGACGGUGCCCGCCACCCCGCUGACACAGAGCCUGGUACCCAGGAAAGUAGGAGUGUACCUGGACUAUGAGCAGGGCCAGCUGUCGUUCUACGAUGUGGAGAAGCGCUCCCACCUGUACACCUACAACGAGAAGUUCACAGAGGAACUGUUCCCCGUGUUUGGGACUGUGGAGUCCAUCAAAGACCUGGCGAUAAGGCCUGCAGGUGUCAGACAGCCGUGCCUCUGCCCCGGGCCCUGCCUCUGGAAUUGAACUGCUUAACACACAUCAGUCACUCCUCAGUCCUGACCCUCAGCAGCACAGAGUCUGUGAUUUAAUUCUGGUUUGUG
Molecule: messenger RNA, 1555 nt
Organism: Etheostoma spectabile (orangethroat darter)
Lineage: Eukaryota; Metazoa; Chordata; Actinopteri; Perciformes; Percidae
Product: butyrophilin subfamily 1 member A1
Exons: 11
Coding region: 243-1478 (411 amino acids)
Molecular function (GO): protein binding
Source: RefSeq, a predicted model, not a curated record